CGCCUUAUAUAUACAACUAUCUCCUCCUAGACUAUAAAAGCCGAGGGUAAACGCUCGCUAGGACUCAGUACGCGUUACUCUCUAAAACUCAGCUCUGCCAGCCCACAAGCAUGGACGGCAAAUUGAAAGCCCUGUUAUUCCUGAGCCUGCUGGCGUUCACGCUGGCGGCCGAGGCCGAGAAGGCCGCGGAGCCCGCCGCAGCCGCCGAGAAGAAGGACGACACGGUCGCGGCCGCGUCCAGCGACGAGCCCAAGAAGUCCGAGGAGAAGACCAAGCGCGGCCUGGGCCACCUCUACGGUGACUACCACAGCUACGGUCUGGUGGAUCACGGCUACGACUCGCAUCACGGUCUCGAUCUCCAUCAUCACGCGCCGAUCAUUCACGAGCAGCACCACGUCAAGACCCACGUCGUGACCAAGCACGUGCCCGUGCUCCAGCCCUACCCGGUCAUCCACGAGAAGCACGUGCCCUACCCGGUCAAAGUGCCCGUCAAGGUGCUCGUCGACCGUCCCGUGCCCGUGCACGUGCCCCAGCCCUACCCGGUCGUCCACGAGAAGCACAUCCCCGUCACGGUGGAGAAGCACGUGCCCUAUCCCGUCAAGGUGGCCGUUAAGGUGCCGGUGAAAGUACCCUACGAGGUAAAAGUACCAGUCCACGUGCCCGUCGAGGUGCACAAGCCAGUCCCGUACCCAGUCAAAGUGCCGGUCGUCGUCAAGGAGCCCUACCCCGUCUACGUUAAGGAGCAUCAUCAUGGUCAUCACGACUAUCAUGGACAUCACGGUGGUCUCCUGGAAUUGGGACACGGACAUCACGGACUCCACUAUUAAGAAAUAAAACUCACUCAAAGUAAAAAAAUUACCAGGACCGAAGAUCUCUAUCUCGAUUAAUUUUUCCGUUUAACUUGAACUAUGAACAAAAAAAAUGAAAGAAAGAAGAAAGUAAAUAAUUAACUCGA
Trichogramma pretiosum is the source of this 955-nucleotide messenger RNA. RefSeq names its product histidine-rich glycoprotein-like. The record is from RefSeq and is a predicted model, not a curated record. NCBI's taxonomy places the organism in Eukaryota, Metazoa, Arthropoda, Insecta, Hymenoptera, Trichogrammatidae. The coding region runs from base 111 to 827 and encodes 238 amino acids. The transcript is spliced from 3 exons.